Andrographis paniculata is the source of this 2845-nucleotide messenger RNA. RefSeq names its product DNA mismatch repair protein MSH5. NCBI's taxonomy places the organism in Eukaryota, Viridiplantae, Streptophyta, Magnoliopsida, Lamiales, Acanthaceae. Gene Ontology annotation, cellular component: nucleus. The record is from RefSeq and is a predicted model, not a curated record. Gene Ontology annotation, molecular function: ATP-dependent DNA damage sensor activity; mismatched DNA binding; ATP binding. The transcript is spliced from 34 exons. Bases 49 to 2478 code for a protein of 809 amino acids. Gene Ontology annotation, biological process: mismatch repair; chiasma assembly.
UCCUCCACCUCCUUUCGCUGUGGAUCUCUUAGGACGAGCAGAACAGUUAUGGAGGAAGUUGAUGAAACAGAUGUGCAACCUCAGGUCUAUAUGGCAUGCAUAAUGCACGGUCAAAGAGCUGGAAUCUCUUAUUAUGAUUCCAUCUCCUGCCAACUCCAAGUGAUGGAAUUUUGGGAAGAUAGCACUGAAGAAUUUCCCUUGAUCGAGAUGGUGAAAUAUCAAGUACAGCCCUGCAUCAUCUACACCAGCACCAAGAGUGACGAAUCCUUCUUGGCUGCAUUACAAAAUAAUGAGGGAGCAGCUGAUGCUGUGACAGUCAAGCUUGUAAAGAGCUCAUUAUUUAGCUAUGAGCAGGCAUGGCACAGACUGAUGUACCUAAGGGUUGCAGGAAUGGAUGAAGGGCUGAAUAUCAAAGAGAGAGUGUCUUUUCUUAGUACCAUGAUGGACAUUCGAAGUGAUGUACAAGUUCGUGCCAGUGGGGGUCUUCUUGCGAUAUUAGAGAAUGAGAGAAUAAUUGAUGUUCUUGAACUGAAUGAAAGUGGGAAUGCGUCAAUUGCACUUAAUUCAGUCUCUGAAAUCUCACUAAACAAUUUUCUCAAAGUUGAUUCUGCUGCCCAUGAAGCAUUGCAAAUAUUCCAAACUGACAAGCACCCAAGUCAUAUGGGCAUUGGUAGAUCGAAGGAAGGGUUCUCUGUUUAUGGGAUGAUGAACAAGUGUGUAACACCAGUGGGCAGACGGCUGUUAAGGAACUGGUUUCUGAGACCAAUAUUGGACCUGGAAAAGUUGAACAAUCGUCUCGAUACUAUAUCUUUCUUUUUCAAUGCGGAAGAGCUGCUGAUUUCUUUACGUCAGACCCUGAAAUCUGUAAAAGACAUUCCUCACAUAUUAAAGAAAAUUAACUCUCCAAGUUCUGUAUGUACUACUAAUGACUGGAGUGCCUUUCUAAAGAGCAUUAGUUCACUGUUGCACAUCAAGAAGAUAUUUGAAGUUGGCAUUUCUGAAUCACUUCAAGAACAACUGAACCAUUUAAACUUGGAUAUCAUUGACAAGGCUUGCCUCUACAUUUCCACUGACCUGGCCUUUGUAUAUGAACUGGUCAUUGGAGUUAUAGAUGUAAAUCGAUGUAAAGAUAAGAGUUACGAGACAAUUGUUAAAGAUGGUUUCUGUGGAGAGCUAGACGAGCUGAGGCAAAUAUAUGAAGAGUUGCCUGAAUUUUUGGAAGAGGUGUCAUCACUGGAACUUGCACGGUUGCCACAUAUGUCAAGGGAAAAGUUCAUUCCUCAUAUUGUUUAUAUACAUCAAAUAGGGUACUUGAUAUGCAUAUAUGAAGAUAAGCUGGAUGACAACAUUCUAGAGAAACUUCAAGACUUUGAGUUUGCUUUCUCAGAUGAAGAUGGAGACUCGAAGAAGUUUUUCUAUCGCACUGCUAAGACAAGGGAACUGGAUAACCUUCUAGGAGAUAUAUAUCACAAAAUUUUGGACAUGGAGAGAGCAAUUACCAGAGACCUUGUCUCACAUAUUCUUGAAUUCUCAGUUCCUUUAUUCAAAGCUACUGCAUUUGCUGCAGAGCUUGAUUGCUGCUUGUCGUUGGCAUUAGUUGCUCGUCAGAAUAGCUAUGUGAGGCCUACUUUGACCUCAGAAAGUUUGCUUGAUAUAAGAAAUGGAAGACAUGUUUUGCAGGAAAUGACAGUUGAUACCUUUAUUCCCAAUGAUACAAAGAUUAUGGAUGAAGGAAGAAUCAAUAUCAUCACUGGACCUAAUUUUUCUGGAAAAAGUAUCUACAUAAAACAGGUUGCACUGAUUGUUUUCCUUUCCCAUAUUGGAAGUUUUGUACCAGCAGAAACAGCGACAGUGGGUUUGACUGAUAGGAUCUUUUGUGCAACUGGAAGUAAAUUCAUGACUGCUGAACAGUCAACAUUUAUGAUUGAUCUCCAACAAGUUGGCAUGAUGUUGAGGCAUGCAUGUCAUCGGUCUUUAUGUCUGGUGGAUGAAUUUGGAAAAGGAACUCUUUCUGAAGAUGGAAUUGGUCUCCUUGGUGGCACCAUAAAUUAUUUUGCCUCAAGUGAUAACCCUCCAAAGGUUAUGUUGUGUACUCACUUGACUGAGAUAUUUGAAAAUGGAUGUUUACUGGAGUCUAGCAAGAUUAAGUAUUACACCAUGAGUGUACUAAGCCCAGAUAACAAUUGCACAGAGGUUGAGGACAUUGUAUUUUUAUACAGACUGAUACCUGGACGGGCACUUCAGAGCUACGGAUUGCACUGUGCACUGCUAGCAGGAGUUCCUGAUGAAGUUGUGGAUAGAGCAGCCUCUGUACUACUAACAAUUGAAAGUAAUAAAAAUAUUCAGAGGCUAGAGAAUGAGAAUAUAUUGGCACAGGAUCAACAAUACAAGGAGGCUGUAGAGAAGAUGUUAACUUUUGACACUUCAAAUGGAGACCUGCACCAGUUUUUUGAAGAAAUCUUCCCCUCGCACCAUUGAGAGUAGCAAUGCCGCAUCACAUAGUGCACCACCUUCAACAUGGGUUCCAUAAGUUUACAUGGAGCACUGUCCUGUAGGAGUAUCAUAUCUGCUAUAUUCUCAUAUUUAGGCAUCAUAUAUCAUAUACUAAAAUUGUUGCAGCUGUCCUCAAUUUAAAGUUGAAUAAAAUUCCUUAAACAAACUUGUUUUGCACUUCAGUUCACUACAUUUUGUCUCAGUUGUCAUGCUUUCUACUCACACUGUGUUUAGAGGUCCUUUUUUAACUGAUUGGAGAAAAACUUCACAUGUGGAAGUGAUUUUUUUUUUUUACCUCUUAUCUUAUUCUCUGCUUAAAUUUUGUUUUCAUUUAGAAAGAUUUUUCAUUGGC